GUCGUGCGGUGCACAGUCACUUCUUUCUAGGAGGCAGAGAGCAAUGCUCAGUCUACUGACAGGAGAGCCAGCAGACCGACAAGAAGUCAGGACAUAUUCUCAUAGCAGAAACAGACGGUAACACCAGCAGUGGGUUUUCUGAAGCCCACUUUUGCUCUCCUGGGUGUGAUUGCUCCUGAAUGCACAUUCAAACUCUUCUACUGCUGGCACUGAAGACCUGCAGAUGCACUCAAACACAAGUUUACUAUUCAACCCUGCCUCUGUCUCAAGACUCCCACAAAAGCUGUACCUGCGGGAAGAGGAUACACAUGUUUUAUUGACAGAGCUACAGGUGGUUUGAGUUUGAGCUGUUGGGUUUUUUUCCUGUGUGGAGAGCUGAGGCGUCUUUAGAGCCAGUAUGUUGCCUAUUGUUGUGGCAUGUUUGGUAUUCAUCCUGUUGGGCUUGAGUCAUGCUCAGGUUGCCACACAGACUCAGGGGGAGAGCCAGAGUCGUGGCCAGGGGCAGGAUAGCUCUGCCAACCCUUGGAGGCAGGUGAUUCAGUGGGAGAACAAUGGACGACUGUUUAGCCUGCUGAACAGUGGAGCCGAAUAUGUACCUGCAGGGGCCCAGGAAAGAGGUCCCAGGGUGGUUGUUGCAGACACUCAGCCACGCUCUUCACGUAGACCUCAGGGAGGCAAUGUCCGCCGACAAGCUCCAUCAAGAGGAUCUUCUGAGACCAUCCGUGGCCAGGCAAGGCAUCCAUUUGGCUUUGGGCAAGUUCCUGAUAACUGGAGACAAACUGCAGGCAGCACAGGGGGUGGCCAGUUCCAAGGUUCCACUGGCACUCGCUUCAGGCCAUCCACAGGCUCUUCAUCGUCAUCAUCAUCAUCAACCUUUUCUUCAUCUUCUUAUAAUGUACCAUCCUACCCACAGAACCCGUUUCCUCAACAACCUCCUUUCCAACAAGUACCUUAUGACCCUAGUUUUGUAGAAGCGCCAGUCAGGAGCUACGAGCCACCUUUUCAGCCCGUUGCCGGUGGUGGAUAUGCCGGUGGUGGAUAUGCCGGUGGAGGAUAUGGCGGGGGAGGAUAUGUCGGUGGAGCGUAUGGUGCUGGAGGGUAUGGUCCUGGUCCCGGGUACACUGGAGGAGGGUAUGCUGGUGGUCAGCCGCCAGUGCUCCCAGGCUCUCCUUCUGAUUUUUCUGACGAUGGCUACCGCUACUACCAGCCUUAUGGUUAUGGGCCAAAUCCUUUGGCUCCCGUGGCUCCUGUGGCUCCUGUGGCUCCUGUGGUGCCUGCACGUGCAGCCCAACCACCGUUUGCAGAUGGUCUGGACCACAGAUACACCCACAGUAUCUUCAAUGGGGAGACUGGUCAGGCUGUCCCUGCCGUUCCUGCUGUCCCUGUCCCUGAAAUCAACCAGGCAGUUCCUGUGAUAGUGGACAGGACAGGAGCAGCUGGUCAACCACAAAUCAGAAGCCCUCAGUAUGAGCAGUUUCCUCCAUUUGGAAGACCCCAGCCUCCUGUCCCACAGCCCAUUCCCCGAGCCAGAAGUUCUCCCAACUCUGGCAUCGAGAACCCCAACGUAAAUGUCGGGAGUGUGUACCGGCCAGAACAGAGAGGUUUGCCUGACCUUGUUCCCGAUCCAAACUAUGUCCAGGCCUCCACAUAUAUCCAGAGAGCCCACAUGUAUUCUCUCCGCUGUGCUGCUGAAGAAAAAUGUCUCUCAAGCUCCGCCUAUGAACCUGAGACCACCGACUAUGAUGUAAGGGUCCUGCUGCGAUUCCCACAGAGGGUGAAGAACAAGGGGACUGCCGACUUCAUGCCUAACAGGCCACGUCAUACCUGGGAGUGGCAUAGCUGUCAUCAGCACUACCACAGUAUGGAUGAGUUCAGCCACUAUGAUCUACUGGAGGUCAGCACAGGACGUAAAGUGGCGGAGGGACACAAGGCUAGUUUCUGUCUGGAGGACACCACUUGUGACUUCGGUCACCUGAAGCGCUAUGCCUGCACCUCUCACACUCAGGGUCUGAGCCCGGGCUGCUACGAUACAUACAAUGCUGAUAUCGACUGCCAGUGGAUCGAUAUCACAGACAUCCAGGCUGGAAACUACAUACUAAAGCUCACAGUUAAUCCAAAGUUUUUGGUGCUGGAAUCGACUUCACCAACAAUGUGGUCAGGUGUAAUAUACACUACACAGGACGGUUUGUCAAAACAUCCAACUGCAAGAUAGCACAGUCUUGAUCGGGCACUGGAAGUCUGCCACACUAGAGGGACCCUGAUUGCUAUUCCAUUGUGAAUGGGAUCCAUGUUUUGUUGGUUCAUUGUUGAUGUUGUUUGUCUUACUAUUUUGUGCUGUCUCAUGGCCCCUGAAAAACAUGGCUCACCUGGCACUGAAAAGCAUGUGGGAGUUUAAGGUAGACAUGCACACACACAGAUUAUUGGAUAAUGCUAAUUGCACGUUGAUAUCCCACCAUAACAGUUUAAAUCCCUGCAAUAUAGGAUAAAAUAUUUCCUGUACUUGUUGUUGUUGUGUGGUUUGGUUAUAAUCAGACACAUCAUUGACUUUGAAGGCAGGUGUUUCUACAAACAAACAUCUAUGCCCAUGAUGGCACAGUGUCUCUGUUUGAAUUAUAAAUAAAGCGUCAAACAGUGCCAGUGAUGAAAUGAGUGGUCCCAGACGAGUCAGGGUUCAGCCGUGUUCCAACAAAUAAAAUUACGGGACAAUGUCUUCCUGGGUGCAUUCACCCAUGGUGUGCGGGGACAGAAAGAGAUGCCCACUGACUCAGAAGAACUAUAAUGUGUUAGUUUCAGUUUUUUUCUUCACUGCCUCCGUGGGUCAGCCUGGGAUACUGUGAUUCCCUCGGCACAUUCUGUUUAAUGUUGUGUUGACAGCAAGAGGAAGACAGCAGGUCAUAUUUGCAUUUGUCAACUCCAUCAAAUUUUAACUCAACAUAAAAACAGGCUGUCAGUACAGGCCGCUGUUCUCCUCUAAACCCAUGCAUAUUUGUGUCGUGUCCCCAUUCGUUCUUUCUUAUUUCAGUAAAACAGGAACAAGAAACUCAACUGGCAGAAAAGGGUGCUUUCCAGAAAACUAGACUCGCAGUAUGUACGCUUUAUAUUCACACUGUCUUGGGGUCUCUUCUUCUACUACCAACACUGGUCAGAUGGCUCUACCUUUUGAAGAAUGUGUAUACAAAUUUUCCACUGAUGCAUGACUUCAAUGAUGGGGAUUAUUUUGUUGUUGUAUCCAGUUUGACCUGUUACUGUUAUUUGUAAAAGUAAAUAAACGUAUAUAUUUUUUUCUUGAUAGAGAUAUUCAAAAGCACUACUGCUACAUACUCAGUAUUAUAAUGCAGAGAAAGCUGUCUCCACCUACCUCUCCAAUUGAGUGAGCUCUUUUUAGUUAAUUGUUAACAUGGUUCACUUUGUCCUCUUGACACUGUUGCAGCACAAUAUCUUCUAAAACCCACAAGUAUGUUGACUAUAUCAAAGAUCACACUAGGCAGGAUGCAGACAAUCACUAAGAGUAAUCUUACAAGAAUUACAGUUAGAAUUCUUAAGAUUUCAAAGCUGGUUUUGUUGUGCUGUUUUAGUACUAAAUCAAACACAUGGUGCAGCUUCUUUGCAGCAGAAGGGGCAACCAGCUUAUCUGUUUACAGUGGAACCAAACAAACUCAAGUUUUAAUAAAGUCAGUCAAUAAUUGACCUUUCCUCAUGAUGUCGGGAUCAACCGUGAUGUGGUUUCAUAGUUUGCGAGGGGCUAGAAGUUCUCCUCCAGCAGCAGGGCACAGUAUCAGGAGUUAAAUCCUGAGUGAGAACAUAAAGUUGUGUAACUUUUCAUCAACAGCUCACUGUGAAUGGGCCUUUAUGUUCUAUUAUUUCUUAUAUUUUAAAUUGAUCCACAUCCUGGUGCUGGUUUACAACAAAAGUUGUUCUCAUUCAUGAUUUACUUUGUAUUAAUACAGCAAUAAUAGAAUUUAAUGAGGCUAAACAGAUAAAAUGACAAACCAUAUUGCUGGAUCACUUGUAUGCACUAACAAUAUAAACGACUUGACGUAUUAAAAUACAUUGAAUUGCUAUUGCGGAUAAUUGCUGACCCUAAAUAGUAUCAAAAAGGUGUUUAAUAACAUAAAAAUCUUAAGGAUUUACAUUUUAAAUCCUUUAACGUUUAAUCACUUUUUAAAGCAAAGUAUUUUCAGUUUACUAUAGGUCUUUGGUAAGCAAUACGUUGCCCCCUCUUUCUUUACCGGAGCUAAAAGAGCGUCAUUAUUUGAUCUGCAUUUUUCGACAUGGGAGGGUAAAUGAUCAUACUGUGCUCUCACUGACAGGAUGCAACAACAUGUGACUCUGACAUUGACGUGUGGAACAACAGCACCAGAGUAUGCAACACAUAUACAGCGUCUCUGACAUGUUGUGAUGAUAUUUGUGAUUCUGUAAUGAACACCUGUCAAAGUUGUCAUAUACAAUAAAUACAUUUACACAUCC
Eleginops maclovinus (Patagonian blennie) is the source of this 4467-nucleotide messenger RNA. It is a transcript of the gene loxl1, whose product is annotated as lysyl oxidase-like 1. Gene Ontology annotation, biological process: collagen fibril organization; peptidyl-lysine oxidation. Gene Ontology annotation, molecular function: protein-lysine 6-oxidase activity; copper ion binding. Lineage: Eukaryota; Metazoa; Chordata; Actinopteri; Perciformes; Eleginopidae. The coding region runs from base 398 to 2212 and encodes 604 amino acids. The transcript is spliced from 7 exons. The record is from RefSeq and is a predicted model, not a curated record.